Molecule: messenger RNA, 3760 nt
Organism: Plasmodium gaboni
Lineage: Eukaryota; Apicomplexa; Aconoidasida; Haemosporida; Plasmodiidae
Product: putative RAP protein
Exons: 1
Source: RefSeq, a predicted model, not a curated record
AUGUUGACAAGGGGGAGAGCGAUAAUUUUUCAUAGGCAUUGCUAUUACCCCAUAUUUUUUAAUAUAAGAUACAAGUGCAAUUUGAAUAUUAAGAAGAGGAAUAAUAAUUUUUUAAAAAACAUAAGUAACAAAAAUGUUAUAAAUAAUAUGGAUUGCAUACAUUUAAUUGAAAACAUGAAAUAUGUAAAUGAAAAUAAUGUGAAUAAAAAUAUAAUUUUAUGUUAUAUAGAAAGAUUAAAAGGUGUGAAUGAUAUAUGGAAUGUAAAUAAGAUAUAUUUUAUUUUUAAGACAUUAAUAAAAUAUAAUAUAUAUGAUAUGAUAUUAUUAAAGAAAAUAGAAAAUAAUAUUAUAAAUAUAAAUAUGGUUGAUGAUAUAAAAAAGGAUUGUUAUGAAAAUAUUUAUAUUAUAAGAAUAUCUUAUGUAUUAUAUUCAUUUUAUUAUUUUUUAAAUGAUAAUAUUAAUCUACAAGUUGUAGAGAAAUUAAUUUAUAUGCUCAAUAAAAAGAUUGAUUACAUUAUAUAUCAUAAAGAUUUUUUUAAUGAGUUUAUUUUAUUUCAUAUUAGAAAAUAUAAUGAACAAAAUAAAGAUGUACCUUAUAAAAAGGAUACACCAUCUAAUAUUUUGUUGGAAGAUAUAAAGGUUGAUAUAAAUAAUGUGAUAAAUAAUGUAUCAAAUAUAUCAAAUAAAAUGUUAAGUAAUGUGCAUGAUAAUAUUACACAACAACCCUUGAUCUUUCAAUUUGAUAAGAACCAUUCUAAAGAUGUGUGUGUUAGAAAUAUAAAUUUCUAUGAGAUAUAUUUAACCUUGAUUACUUUAAAAAAGUUGGGAUAUAAUAAAAAUGAAGAACUUAUAAACAAGUUGAAGUUUUUAUUUUAUUUUAAUUGUAUUAAUUUGGAUAAUAAAAUAAAUGAGAAUGAUAUGAAAUAUAUCACUUUAUUGUUUAAUCUUUUUUAUGAGGACACAGAUUUAUAUUUGCUUAGCAUUGUUAAGUAUGUUCUAUUAAAAAAAAAAAAAUAUAUUUCUCCUCAGACAGAUGAAAAUAAAAAUGUGGGUAGUAUACAUGACAUGGCAUUAAUCAUGCUAACAUAUUAUAAUAAAAAAAAAAAAAAAGGACAAAAUAGUAAAUAUGAAGAGGAACACAAUCAAAAGAAUAUGAUGCAAAAAAAAAUAAGAGAAAAUGAUUCUGUUAAGGAUGGAUGUAGUAUAAAAAAUAAUAUUUUUGAGGAAAAAAAUUAUGACAUUAAAAAUAAAUAUAAUAUAAUAAACAUUAUUGAUAAUAUUUCUUAUUUAAGUGAGUAUGAAAAAAAAAAAUUUAAAUAUAUGCUUUCAUAUAUAAAAAGCAAAUAUGAUAAAAAUUACGAUUUAAAGGAUAUUAUAUAUAAUAAUGUUUUACAUUUAUUAUAUGAAAAAUAUGAAUAUAAUAUAAAUAUGGAUGAAAAGGACCAGAUAAAUGAGGAAGAAAAAGAAGAAAAGGAAAAAAAAAAAAAAAAAUAUAUAUAUUAUGAAAAUAUAAUUGAAGAUUUACAAAGUUUAAGUGAAUUAAUAAAAAUAUACAAUAGUUAUUUAAAAUAUGAUAUAGAUAUAUUAUAUUAUAUAUAUAUUAAAAAAUAUAUAGAAUAUUGUAAUAUCGAAACAAUAAUGAAUAUAUUUCAAGCUUAUAUUUUUGUAUACAAUAUUAAUAAUGAGAUUAACAAAAAUUAUAAUUAUAUUAUCUCAUCGGAUGAGAUGCAACAUAUGAAUGAAAAUAAAAAAGAAAAGACCAGAAAAAAAAAUGAUAAUAUUAAUAAUAAUAAAAAUAAUUUUAGUCAUUUUCCUAUUCAUAUACAUAAUAAUUUAACAAAUUUAAAUAAUAUUGUUAUACAAAUAAUUAGCUCUAAGUCUUUAUAUAGAUUAUAUCAUAUGUGUAAUAUUAACCAGUUAAGUCAUAUUCUAUAUUAUUUAUAUCAAAUAAAUAAUAUUAUUGAAAAUAAUAUAUAUGAAGAAUUAUAUAUUAACAAAUUAUAUAAUCAUAUAAAGAAUAUUAUACUAAUUAGAUUAAAAUAUUUUUUAAAUAAUGAGCAAAAUAAUAGGAACAUCAAUAAGUUUAAUGUUGAUCAUAAGGAGGAGGUAACAAAAUCGGUGCAUAUACAAUAUAAUAAUUUGGUGACAGAAAAAAAUGUGAAAAGGUUUUCAAAUGAUAACAGAUAUUAUAAUAACACAUCAUAUAAUAAUAUUAUAUAUAAUAAGGAUGAUAAUUUUUAUAACAAAGCUAGAAUGUAUGAUAUAUUAUCAUAUGAACAAAUGAGAAUUCCAAAAAAUGAGAAACUUGAAAAAAAGAUGAAUGAAGAAAAAAAAGAAUUUUAUGAACCUAAAAAUAUGUAUAGAUAUGAAUACACAAAUGAUAUAAUAAAUUCUAUUAUAUUAUUAUUUAAUAUAUUUAGUAAAAAAAGUGAUAGUAAAAAUAUAUCAAGUAUGAUUUUAAAAAUAUUGAAAAAAUCACAUUAUGAUGAGAGACAUUAUCCAUGUAGUACAUACAUAAACAUAUUGAAUUCAUUUGCAAAAUUAAGAUAUAGAAAUAUAAGUAUGAUACAUAUAUUAUUAUUAAAAGUUAAAGAAAAUAUAGAUACUUUACAUUUUUUUGAGUAUACAAAUCUUAUAAUAUCCUUGUCAAAGUUAAAUAUAGUUGAUACUUAUUUUAACAUUAAGGAUAACAAUCUAUUUAAUAUAUAUCAUAAAAUUAAAGUUAAUAAUAAGCAUGAUAUAAAUAAUAUAUUUUUAAAUGAAUAUAAAGAUAAUGAAAUAGAUGGAUUAAAUUAUAUAAAAGUUAUUAAUAAUUUAUAUGAUAUUCUUAAAAAAAUCGAUGAAAAAUUAUCUUAUGUUUCUUUCGUCCCAUGUUAUAAAAUGAUUCAUAUUAUAUCUAAUGUAUUAAAUAGUUAUAUCUUGUUAGGAUUUGAUAAAAUUCAUUUUAAGAAUAUAAAUAAAAUGAUUGAAUGUCUUCAUAAUUAUAUAUUUCAAUAUUUUAAUAACAACGAGAUACAUAAAUGUGAUGGAUCUAAUGAAAUGUAUUUUAUGAAUAAACAAGAAUAUAUAGAGACAAAGGCACUUAUAAAUGAUGACCUAAAUGAUUCAUAUCAAAUAAAUAAUAAUAAUACAAAUUAUUUUUUUCAUAAAAAUCAAUUCUGGUAUUUCAGUGAUAAAAAUGAUAUCAUCAUAACAAAAAGGCAAGGGGGAGAAGAACAAAAUAAAGAUAUUGAGCAGAAGGAUCAAAAUAAAUUUGAAGAAAAAAAGGAAAAAAAAAAAAAAAAAAAAUUAUAUUUACCUGUACAGUCAUUAUAUCAAAUAUAUUUAUUUUAUAUAUAUUUUAAUAUUUAUGUAAAAAAUUUAUUUACGUGUUACAUAAAAAAAUGUUCUGAUGAAAAAAAGGGUGUAUCUAAAGAACAUAAAGAAAUGAUAGACAUAAAAAAUGGAUAUAAUAAUACAAUUAAUAAUAUUGAUAAUAAUAUAUCAUAUAAUUAUUCUUCGUUUCAUACAUUGUAUAGUCCAUAUAUGUUUGAAAAAAAGAGAAAGACAAAUAAUGAGAAUAUAUUUGAUGGUUCAUUGCAUAAUAUUUUGAGUGAAAGUAGUAUAUAUUUAUUAAAUAAUAUAUUUUUUUUUGUUAAAUAUAUAAAUAAUUUCUUACAUAAAUCUUGUUAUAAAAAGUAUAAUUUUUUCUUUCCAUUUUUAAAUGAUUAUAUAAAAAAUGAAAAAAAAAAUGAGGACUUAAUUGAAAAGGUUAAAGCAU